Scylla paramamosain (green mud crab) is the source of this 565-nucleotide messenger RNA. Its product is annotated as cx9C motif-containing protein 4-like. The transcript has 4 exons. Gene Ontology annotation, cellular component: mitochondrial intermembrane space. The record is from RefSeq and is a predicted model, not a curated record. NCBI's taxonomy places the organism in Eukaryota, Metazoa, Arthropoda, Malacostraca, Decapoda, Portunidae. The coding region runs from base 323 to 550 and encodes 75 amino acids.
GCGGUGGUGGUAGUGGUAACGCUGGGGAAGCAGGGAGGGCGGCUGGUGUGUUUUGAUCGGCACUGGCCAGUCUUCCCACACACAUUAGUGACCAUUGUUUUCAUAUUUUCCGGCAGCUUCUUCCUACAUCAAGCAGCACCAGAGGCACGCCUACUUAAGGAGUUGCCGAUUCAAAGGCCUGGCUUAGGAGUGAUCCCGAAUUGCCUGUACUAUCAAGAUAAAGAUCAAGAUCUCCCGCCGGCCAAGAAGCUGCUGCUGGGGUUUCAGUGGGGGUCUGGGGGAUAGUGGUGGUGGUGGUUGUGAUGCAGAAGAAAAGGUGUCCAUGAAGAAAGAUCCGUGCCAACGCCAAGCCUGUGACAUUCAAGAGUGUCUACAGAGAAACAGGUAUCAGGAAGCAGCGUGUGAGACCCAGAUCACUGCACUUCAGGAGUGUUGUAAGAAGUGGUAUAAGGAAUCUGGAUGUUGUGCUGGCGUGAAGAUAAAGGACUCUGCUACUAGCACUGCUGCUUUGAAGACGACAUCUUCAAAUCAAAAUCAGUAUGAGAGGUGACACUAGACUUAAUGG